CUCAUUCUGUGACUCUCUGCACGAUUUAAGGGAGUGGAUUGACGUAGACGAAACCACACUUCCCACCUCAAAAUGGCUUCUGUAAGAAAGGAAAACCUGAGCAAAGCAGAGACAAUCAAAUAGGCGUGCAAUGCAGCUGUGCACAGCACACCCACUGCUCAUUCUCACACUCGCUCACUCACCCUGCUGACUGCCAGCACCCAGGACGACACACACCCUUCUGACCCAGGAGAGAACAAAAAAAUGCCUUUGUGUUGAUCGGCUCCCAACCUGGAUCUAUCUCACUGUUCGUCGCUCUGCAGGCACAAGCAUUUGAAGGGCUCGUGGAAGAGGUUCUUUUUUAAAAAGGAAACUCAUUCUUAGAACGAGAUAAAAGCCCAAAGGGCAGUCGAGGAUUGACUGACCAAAGCCCCAGAGUCAUAAUUGGCAAAAAGUGUUCUGGGGGAAGAGAAUAAAGCCAUUAUCAGAAGCAGGUGCUGGUCACGGUAUAAACAAGGUACCAGGGGCCAGUGUCCUCAGGAUUCACAGUGACACAGAAAAGAGCAUCAGGAACCCAACAGAAAUCAUCUUGGUCAUUCCGACACCUUUCAACAGGAGGAUAAGAUCAAAGUGGCCUUGACAAAUCAUUUGGUUAAACAUAAGAAAAAAACAACAGUCCAGAAUAAUGACCUCUGAUUCCUCCAAUACCUCAGUCGCUCCGUGCGUAAUUAACAACCAGAUGGAAGCCUUCACUUACUUCUAUUACCUGAUCUUUCUGAUCGGCAUCAUUGGGAGCUUCGUAGCACUUUGGGCAUUCAUCAGCCAAAGGAAGUCCAGGAAGAGUCUCAACAUCUUCCUGCUCAACCUACUAACGGCAGACUUCCUCCUCACCUUAGCUCUGCCUUUCAAAAUAGCUGUGGAUCUGGGCAUUGCUCCCUGGAGUUUGAAGAUCUUCCACUGCCAAUUCACAGCCUGCCUCAUCUACAUCAAUAUGUAUUCCUCCAUUAUAUUCCUGGGUUUCGUUAGCAUGGACCGCUACAUACAGUUGUCGGGCAGCUUAAGAUUCCAACGCAUUCAGGAGCCCGGGUUUGCCAAAAUGAUCUCUGUGGCCAUAUGGUGUGUGGUUCUGUUCCUGAUGGUCCCCAAUAUGGUAAUCCCCACCAAAACCAUUGACCAAAAGCCCCUCCUGGGGUGCGCUGAGAUCAAGACGACAUUGGGUCUGCACUGGCAUGUUCUCACCAACUUCAUCUGCAUGGCCAUAUUCAUGAACGCAUCGGUGAUGAUCUUAACCUCAAACUUUCUGUUGGUGAAAAAACUCUACGCAAACAAGGGCCCGGAAGUUCAGAGAGACGUCAGGCAAAGCCUGAGGCACAUUUUCAUACUGACUGCAAUGUACAUCAUCUGCUUUGUUCCGUAUCAUAUAGUUCGAACCCCUUACACGCUCAGCCAGUACAAGCCAGUCAAAAACUGCGCUCUCCAGCGAUCCCUCUUCCUGGCAAAGGAAUCCACCCUGCUCUUAGCCGUCCUCAAUCUGUGCUUUGACCCCAUUCUUUACUUCUACCUCUGUAAAUCAUUCCGAUCGAAAAUUACAGAAACGUUUGGGUCAUCGAAAGCCACCAGAAGCCAGAAGAAAAUCGCAGUUGAAGAGGGAUCAAGCCCAACUUAACAGUGUACAAUUAGGAAGGAUACCUGCUUGCACAUUGUUCAAACAAUAUAGCAGGUAUCUGGAAAGCUUUGCAACUAAGACUCUAUUUAUUAGUAAUGUCGCCUUGUGUUUCCAACUGAAGCUACUGAUUCACUAGAAAUGGUUUACAUUGCAUACACUGCCAAUAAAAUAUUAACAUGUACUCAACCAUUCCUGUACCUGGUAUGAUAAACAUUAAACUCAAUAAACAGAGCCCAGACUAUGCUGGUUCCAGGCACAUGGACAAGCUUAAACUAAUAUAAGAGCUACUGUUCUUCAGGAUCAAUUUCACAAAACCAGAAAAGUUUCUUUACACAGAGAGGAAUCAACAGCUGGAAUGGGGCUACCAGGAAGGGCGGUUGAGGGCAAGACACUGGGAUUUAUUUAAGAAACAGCUCGAUGCCUGGAAUGGGAUGAUGGAAGGGUAUUCUGGAAUCAUGACUAAAGGGCCUUCUUCAUCUGAACUGAUCUUUUGUUCUAUUCUUGUAAAAGUGCUGCAUGGUUUUGAAAGCAUUUUGCUGUCCAUUAAUGUGCCAUGUACGUGAAUGUCUUUUUAAUUUAUUCCAUUGCUCAGUGCUGCCUGGCAAUGUUAGAUAUUUGUAAUCAAACUGCAUUGAUAAAGAGUUGUGAGUUUACGACAAAUUACACUAUGGUCAAACCACAACAACAACAAGGCACAUAUCGGGAGAACGUCCCAUGGCACUGCCUUGAUGGAAGGAGUAUUCUGGAAUGAUGACCGAUUACACUAUGGUCAGGCCACAACAACAACAACUUGCAUUUAUAUAGCGCUCCUCAUCUAGUCAGCCAUCACAUUCUGGUUGGGAGCUUGGAACCAAAAAACAGAUAGUGGCCAAACAUCACACACAUACACAUCUGAUAACUGGUCAGUCUUCUGGUGAUUAAUACAUGCGAUUUGCAGAUCGACUAAUGAGUGAUACUGGAUUGAGGUUCAUCUCAUGCAAUUCAUUUUGUUAUUCAAGGCAGGAACAAUGAAAAUAGUUCCAGUUAUUACUGGUUAGUUUAUACAGUGCAGCUCUGUAAUAAACCGUCAAACCCAAACCACUGUUCUUGCACAAUAUUAAAACCAAUGUAAUGGAUGAAUCCUCAGAGUUUGACAGGCCUAAAGAAAUGCCUGCCUAAACAGAUUGCAUCUGAAAAUAUCUGUGUAUUUUAUGUGUAUAUUUAUCUGCAUAUUUUGUAACCAGUCCACUAUGCAUGGACAUUAGAAAUGCAACAAUAAAGGGACAGUAGAUUAACUACUGAAAUUUAACCCUGAACCACUGAAAUACAGAAAUAGAGUUUUUAAUUAAACAUUU
Messenger RNA from Callorhinchus milii (elephant shark), 2979 nucleotides. RefSeq names its product probable G-protein coupled receptor 171. Lineage: Eukaryota; Metazoa; Chordata; Chondrichthyes; Chimaeriformes; Callorhinchidae. Bases 665 to 1645 code for a protein of 326 amino acids. The record is from RefSeq and is a predicted model, not a curated record. The transcript has 3 exons. Gene Ontology annotation, molecular function: G protein-coupled purinergic nucleotide receptor activity. Gene Ontology annotation, biological process: G protein-coupled receptor signaling pathway. Gene Ontology annotation, cellular component: membrane.